Helobdella robusta is the source of this 1629-nucleotide messenger RNA. RefSeq lists its product as hypothetical. The coding region runs from base 1 to 1629 and encodes 542 amino acids. The record is from RefSeq and is a predicted model, not a curated record. NCBI's taxonomy places the organism in Eukaryota, Metazoa, Annelida, Clitellata, Rhynchobdellida, Glossiphoniidae. The transcript has 2 exons.
AUGGCUUCCAAGAGUAGAUCUUGUAAAAAUAAACCCGACGUAUUUUGCUAUAUCUGCGGUGAAUACACACUUGUUCAUAACAGGAAUCAAGUCACAUGUUUCAUAAAGCGUGCUUACCAUGCUUAUUUUGGUAUUAAACUUGGUGACCAGGAUAAAGAUUGGGCGCCACACAUGGUAUGCAAGGCUUGUACCGUGUAUCUGCGUCAGUGGACCAAGGGCAAGAAGACGUGUCUGAAGUUUGAAAUUUCCAUGGUUUGGCGGGAGCAGAGAAACCAUGACACUGACUGCUACUUCUGUAGCAUCGAUCUGACUGGGAUAAACAGAAAGAACCGAAGCAGCCUCGAGUAUCCUGAUUUGCAAUCCGCACGUCGUCCUGUAGCUCAUUGUGAUGAUAUUCCAGUACCUGUGUUUCACAAACUUCAAGACAUCAGUGAUGACGAAUCCUCCAGUGAUGAAGAUCAGGAAACAGAAGAAGAAUGGCCAGUUGUUGACGAUGAAACUCCACAGCUUUUUUCCCAACAGGAGCUAAAUGAUCUAAUUGAAAAAAAAAACCUCCUCUCUGGCUGUGCUCGCAUCACCCUGUACCGCAACAAGCAUCAAGAGUACCUCCAAUUUUUCUCGGAGGUGCAGGACUUGGUGUACUGCACAGAUAUUGCACAGCUUCUGCACCACCUGGGAGUGCCGCAGUACAAGCCCGAAGACUGGAGACUGUUCAUUGACAGCAGCAAGCGGUCACUGAAAUGUGUUCUACUGCACAACGGCAACCAGUUUGCCUCUGUGCCCCUUGCUCACUCUACUAAACUGAAGGAGAAGUAUGAAGCGGUGAAGUAUGUGCUGGAGAUGAUUCGUUAUGAUCAGCAUAAGUGGGUUAUUUGUGUCGACCUGAAGAUGGUGAAUUUUUUGUUGGGGCAACAAUCCGGGUUCACCAAAUACCCAUGUUUUCUGUGCAUGUGGGACAGUAGGGACACUGCUCACCAUUACACGAAGAAGGACUGGCCUGUGCGAGAGGAACUAGUGCCUUGCAGAGCAAAUAACGUUAUCAACAGCCCUCUGGUGGACAGAGACAGGAUACUCUUCCCACCACUGCACAUCAAGCUUGGCUUGAUCAAGCAGUUCACAAAAGCUCUAGACAAGGAAGGUGGCUGCUUCAAUUACAUGUGCCAGACAUUUCCGGGAGUAACCAUAGUGAAGUUAAAAGCUGGUAUCUUUGACGGUCCUCAAAUCCGUCGGCUCAUCAGAGAUCCAGAGUUUGAAAAGUCAAUGAACAAAGUAGAACAGGAAGCAUGGAAUGCUUUUGUUCUCGCUGUGAAAAACUUCCUUGGCAACAACAAGGCCAGAAACUAUGCUGAACUUGUCAACAAUAUGGUGACUGCUUUCAAAAAACUCGGAUGCAACAUGAGCAUCAAACUGCAUUAUCUAUUUUCACAUAUGGAUCGUUUUCCUGAGAAUCUUGGAUCAAUGAGCGACGAGCAGGGAGAGAGAUUCCACCAGGAGAUGAAGGAGAUGGAGACCAGGUAUCAGGGACGUUGGAAUGCCGUCAUGAUGGCUGAUUACUGCUGGACUCUAAAGAGAGACAUCCCAGAUGCUGAGCAUUCCAGGGUAUCCAAUAAACGGAAGUUCCAGCCCUAA